Trichosporon asahii var. asahii CBS 2479 is the source of this 672-nucleotide messenger RNA. RefSeq lists its product as uncharacterized. The record is from RefSeq and is a predicted model, not a curated record. Bases 1 to 672 code for a protein of 223 amino acids. Lineage: Eukaryota; Fungi; Basidiomycota; Tremellomycetes; Trichosporonales; Trichosporonaceae. The transcript has 3 exons.
AUGCAAUGCCGAGAGACCCCACAGUGCUUCACCGAGAGUACCGAGACGAGACAGGUAUCGGAUUUGGCGACGUUGAGUGAAGUGGGACAGGACAGAGCGACAGGAACGGCAGAGAGGAUCGAGAGGAACGUCGAAGGGUCAGAGGAGGGGCAGCAGAACGGUAUUGUGAUCGGCGGGGCAAUAUUCGUGCGCAGCAGCCGUGCCCUUACCGCCCUGGGCGCCCUGGCCUGGACGGAUGCUUUUCGAGGACCCGAGGAGAUUCUCAAAGGGGUUGUCGAGUACGUCCUCGACGAUUCGCGAGGUAUCGAGGGAGUCGGCAGCGCGGCAGAUCCAAAGAGCAGUCCACCUGAAAGCAACUUGGAGAGUUCUGUCAGUUGGGCAAUGGAUGGCCCUGGCAAUCCCGAUCCUCAAGCUCUUCGUCUCGAUGAGCCUCGAGACCCUCCGGUCCCUCAGGCCCUCGAUGAGCGCGACCCAGGGACAGGACUCCAGGAUCAAAGGAGGAUUCCUGUCGUUUCUGGUUCUGUCACGCUCCAAGCCCCGGCGCUGACGAGUGAGCACGCGCUGCACGUCCUCGCCGCACUAAGGCUCAACGCCAGAAGCCUUACUCCACCCUCUCCACCCUCUCUCGAUACCUCAUCCUCAGCCGCUGACCUCACGCUGAGCGCCCUCUGA